CAUAGCUAGCAAACAAUUUAAUCACGCAACGGAAAACCAUGGCGUCCAACUGGUCAAAUCCGUAUCUUCGCUUUGGGCCCUUCGCCUUCGCGGCAACGAUACUAGUGGCAAUGAUUGCAAACGCUAUUGCAUUUAGCGCUGACAGUAGAUCCAAUCCAUUGACAAGAAUGGUCUCGAAUAAUUUGGAUCUUUACUCACCGAAGAGCAAAAGAAAGUUGGCGAGGUGCAAUCCACUUUCCGCCGCUGGAGUCGACGCACCCGUAACGUCGUCGAAGGGUGCCGUUGGUUUAUACAAAAAGUUUGCGGAUCACGCAGUGGAACAAUUACUUGGAACAGAGUGGUUACAAAUUGACGACAAAGUGCCAACGGAUCUUUCAGAAAAGCAAGCUCCCGCGAGGGGUAGCAAAAUCGAAUCUACCGUACGAAUAACCACUAAAGCGUUGAUUCCAAGCACAAAAUUCGACGAUGGCAAACCAUUAGUUAGGUAUGCUCGAAUCACCCUUUUGGAAACCGUCCCCGUUUCCUGUGAGGUCGAUGAUGCUGUUUCUGUAGAAGGGAUUCAGGUAUUGAAUUUCGUUGUGCUGCCCAAUGCCGACACGACCUUACCAGUACUGGGAAUCGAUUUAGUCUCGCUGCCCGGGAAGCACUUGUUACUACUAGAUGCACAACCCAUGGCAGUGCCCAAUCCACACGAAAGUCAUUGGGAGGAGUGGUACAGCAUGCACGUUGCAAAUAACACAGACAACCCAGAAAAAGACGGCGACGAACCGCUCAAGUAUGCCUGGGGGGGUGACUUUCCCGACCCAGUCAAGACGUAUGUAUCAAAAUAUGCGCUCUGGACGAGGCUGCAGAAUAUUGCGGUGUCCAGUAUCAGCGACGACAAUGCUUCCGACGAAAGUGUUGCUGCCACUCCUGCCACUGAUGCCAUUCAGAGGGACAUUUUUGAUGCAUUCCAGGCGCAUCUCGGCGCCUACCUAGAAUUGCUAGCACGAUAUGCAGAGGACAUGAAGGCCGUUGAAGGAGAAAAUCACCAAAGUGCGUAUCUAGACUAUCGAAGAAACAACGACCCAGCCAAACCGAUGCUAAAUGCGUUGUAUGGGCCUGAAUGGACCCAGACACUGUUGGAUAAUGUCCUGUUUCCACGAGAAUAGAGAAAUAAUAUGAUAGAUAACAA
Molecule: messenger RNA, 1174 nt
Organism: Pseudo-nitzschia multistriata
Lineage: Eukaryota; Bacillariophyta; Bacillariophyceae; Bacillariales; Bacillariaceae
Source: the annotation of a GenBank genome assembly